AUGAAGUUGAACAUCAGCUACCCUGCCAAUGGCAGCCAGAAGCUCAUCGACAUCGAAGAUGAGCGCAAGCUCGCCGUCUUCAUGGAGAAGCGCAUGGGCGCUGAGGUCCCUGGUGACUCCGUCGGCGACGAGUUCAAGGGCUACAUCUUCCGCAUCACCGGCGGCAACGACAAGCAGGGUUUCCCCAUGAAGCAGGGUGUCAUGCACCCCAGCCGUGUCCGCCUCCUGCUCGCCGAUGGCCACUCCUGCUACCGCCCCCGCCGCACCGGCGAGCGCAAGCGCAAGUCUGUCCGCGGCUGCAUCGUCGGCAUGGACCUGUCCGUCCUCGCCCUCAGCAUCGUCAAGCAGGGCGACAGCGACAUCCCCGGCCUGACCGACGUCGUCCACCCCAAGCGCCUCGGCCCCAAGCGCGCCACCAAGAUCCGCAAGUUCUUCGGCCUCACCAAGGAUGACGAUGUCCGCAAGUACGUCAUCCGACGAGAGGUCCAGCCCAAGGGUGAGGGCAAGAAGCCUUACACCAAGGCCCCCAAGAUCCAGAGGCUGGUCACCCCCCAGCGUCUGCAGCACAAGCGCCACCGCGCCGCUCUCAAGAGACGCCAGGCCGAGAAGGUCAAGGACGAGGCCAACGAGUACGCCCAGAUCCUGGCCAAGCGCGUCGCCGAGGCCAAGGCCCACAAGGCCGACGUCCGCAAGCGACGGGCGAGCUCCAUGCGCAAGUAA
Purpureocillium lilacinum is the source of this 720-nucleotide messenger RNA. Its product is annotated as 40S ribosomal protein eS6. The record is from RefSeq and is a predicted model, not a curated record. Gene Ontology annotation, cellular component: ribosome. Gene Ontology annotation, biological process: translation. Lineage: Eukaryota; Fungi; Ascomycota; Sordariomycetes; Hypocreales; Ophiocordycipitaceae. Gene Ontology annotation, molecular function: structural constituent of ribosome.